GCCACCACCCAGGGGACAGCCACCCCCAGCAGUGAGUGACAGUCUGUCCACAUGGCUGGAGACACCGGGAUGGCCAGGAAGGUGGCACUGCUCCUGUGGGCCCAGACCCUCGGCCUCGCUGGUGCCCAGACCACCCAGCUCCUGGUGGAUCCUCCCUGGAAGCCAGCAGUGCUGUGGGACCAGGUGACACUGUCCUGCCAGGGCUUGGGGACCGCCGGUGCCACCACCUGGUACCAGGAUGGGCAGCAUUGGUGGCAGGAGGGACCUGCCAACUUCACUGUCACCGCGAGUGGCACCUACACGUGUGACAGACCCAGCACCGGGCUCAGCCCCCCCAUGAGAGUCUUAAAUGGACCCCUCUCUCCCGAAGCUCGCUUGGUGCUGCAGGUGCCGGCGUGGGAGCUGCUGGAGGGGGACACAGUGACACUGCGCUGCCGGUGCUGGCGGGACAUGUUGGUCACUGAGGUGCGAUUCUACCAUGAGGACAAGGAGGUGGGGAGGUCCCUCACUGGGACCAAGCUGUCUCUGUCGCCUCUGCAGCUGAACCACAGUGGCCGCUACCGCUGUGGGGGCUGGGUGAGCUCCAACAUGUCAGCAUGGAUGCUCUCAGCGCCGGUGACAGUGACAGUGCAUGUGCCUGUGGACAUUGCCACCAUCACACCCGGUGUCCUGGAGCUGACACCGCGAGACACAGGGACACACAGGGACACAGUGGCUGCAGGGGUCAGUGGGGCCUUUUUGUUCCUGCUCCUGCUUGUGGGUAUCAUUGUGGCCUGGUACCAGUGGCACCGCCUGGAUGCCAGGAAGCACCAGGAAAGGCCCCCCUUAGACCCCCUGGCACUCCCAGUGGAGGAUCCUCACAUGAUGUACAUGGAGCUGCAAAGGCAACCAUGGGAACCCAGCGACACCUAUGACAACCUACACCAAAAGUUGUGAUGCUCUGGGAUGUGGGAGGCACUGGGUGACACUGAGGGUGCUCCCUCCAUGCCUCCUCUGGUUGCCCAGCCUUCCAAGGGAUGUGGCCAUGAGUCAGUCAGAGGCUACACAGGGCAUCUUGUGCUCCCCAUUUCCUUUCCCAGUACCCCCAAGAGCUCCCCCAUCCCUUUGCUGGUACCUGCAGAAACUCCCUAGCCCCAUCCAAGUGCCCAAGUACCCUCAGGGACUGCCCCAUUCUCUCCUCACAGUGCUUGCAGUACACCCAGUGCUUCCCCAUUCCCCCUCUCAGCACCCCAUCCCAUCCCGCUGUAAAGGGGAAGUCGGGGAGGAUUCUUGCUGAAAGGUUUCUCAUAUGAAAAUGAAACACAAAAGUGGCAAUAUUA
Melospiza melodia melodia is the source of this 1319-nucleotide messenger RNA. Its product is annotated as low affinity immunoglobulin gamma Fc region receptor III-like. Lineage: Eukaryota; Metazoa; Chordata; Aves; Passeriformes; Passerellidae. The record is from RefSeq and is a predicted model, not a curated record. Gene Ontology annotation, molecular function: transmembrane signaling receptor activity. The coding region runs from base 52 to 936 and encodes 294 amino acids. Gene Ontology annotation, cellular component: plasma membrane. The transcript has 8 exons. Gene Ontology annotation, biological process: cell surface receptor signaling pathway.